UUUUAAAAAAACUACAUGUUCAUUCAAGAUCUGCCGAUCGAGAUCUUGCAACUGAUUAUUCGAGAUUUACCAAAAUAUGCCGCGUUAAACUGCAUGAGGGUCUGUAAAGCCUGGCAUGAGCCUGCUACGAUGGCGUUUUACAAGGAAAUGGUUGUGAAUCUCGGCAACAUACCGAAGUUGUCAAUAGUCUUGAACCAACGCGAUCAGUUUUCUAAACUUGAGAAGUGGACCAAAGAGCUUAGAAUUCAGAAUGAUGGUGACUAUGGUACGGACUCAGACUAUGAUUCCGAUGCCGAAGCAGUACAAUACACUCUGGACAGUAAAACAUUCUUUAAGUUGUUAUCAAAAUUACCCCAGUUGAAGACACUUAAUCUUGUAAAUUCUGCUCAAACUGAGCAUUAUAUGGAGCUUAUUGACGACGCGGAUAUAGAAGGGUUACCUCAACUUGAGGCCAUUUUACCCGGGCAUUUACCAGACAAUGAAAAUUAUUUUUUUUCGGAAAAGAAUAUGUUCAGAUUUUACUAUAAAUUCCGGAAAUCAUUAAAAAUUAUGGAGAUAAAGUACAGGCACAUUGUCAAUGAAGAAAAGACUAUGCGAGGUGCGUAUUUGUUGUCAAAAUUUAGCUGCUUAACUGUAUUAAAUAUAGAAGACACUUCACUUGACAGCAAUUUAUCUUGUGUAAACAUCUUAAAUGCAUGCCCCACUCUCGAAAUACUUUUUUUGAAACGCCAAUGUCAAGUGCCUGAUUCGGUCUUCUUCCAGAGCUUCAACCGCAAGCUCACAAAAUUGAAAAGCUUGAACUUGGAAAUCCCGCAACUCUCUAGCGCAUGCGUCAAAUAUUUAACCCACUGCGCUAUAUCUGACAAUCUGGAAAAGCUUAAUAUUACUUUAUCAUCAGAUGACAUCGUAUCAUGGAUAAACAGAGAAGAUGAAGAUGUUUUGUUGGACUUUGCUAGAAAGUUAAGCUUUGUAGAAGUUGUUUGGUUUGAUUCUUUCAAAGGUAACAGUGGGGUUACUACAUUGCUUCCAAUCCCGACAGUUAAUAUGACCAAGCUUUACUCGGUAAUGAACGCAAUCAAUGGAAAACGUAGGGUUGAAUACCAUGGAUCUUUUAGCGAUAGUUUAUAUGGAGAAACUAUGAUCACAAUGAUGGACAAUAAGAAUAUGUCAAGUUUUGAUAUUAUUAAUGGCUGUUUGGAGGAGAAUAAACUCGGUUGGCUAGUCCCUGAUACUAGCAUUUCUGUGAUCGGGCCAGAGAAAUUAAAUCAUAUCAUUUUUAAGGUGAAGCAAAGCAAGGAACCGUUUAGUCUUCACCUGUUAAAAUUCAUGAUGGUCAACUGCCCGAAUAUCAAGACGGGGAAUAUCGAAACUGAAACACCAAAGACCAGGUUAAAGUUGGAAGUAAAAGGUGCUACUUUUGACAUGCAUUUGACUGGACCUUUCCCUAAGUUUAAAAUAUUUGAUAUGAUUUCAACAUAUGUCCCUCGAAUGGGAAAUCUGGAAAUUGAAAGACCAUUUGAAAAUCUAAACGACGAUGAUGAUCAUAAAUUCUGUUUGGACUUGGCUGGAUUAAAUGAUUUGAAAGAAGUAUCUAUCACUAUUGACUUCAAAGGUCGGGAUGUAAAAGGUAUGUUCUGUGCCGUAUUUAAGUUCCCAGGCAAUGAUACAGUUCAUUGCUAUUCCGUAUCCUAUAAUCCUGGGGAAGCAUACGUCCAAAAAUUUGAUACAUUACCUGAGGCUGGUUGUGAUGAACACUUCGGUGCAUUUGCGCGCAAGGUAUUGAUUCAAUGUAAUUGGAUAAAACAGGUAAAGGUAUGUGUAACACCUCAGCAAGUUUAUUCUGGUAAAUAUAGGUGGGUCACCCGCUUACAACUAUCAUUCAUUAUUUUAAAAUAAAUUUUUCUAUCCUUGUCUUUAAAA
This is a messenger RNA of Mucor mucedo, 1920 nucleotides long. RefSeq lists its product as uncharacterized. The record is from RefSeq and is a predicted model, not a curated record. The transcript has a single exon. Gene Ontology annotation, molecular function: protein binding. The annotation marks the transcript as partial. Lineage: Eukaryota; Fungi; Mucoromycota; Mucoromycetes; Mucorales; Mucoraceae.